Molecule: messenger RNA, 2609 nt
Organism: Lycium ferocissimum
Lineage: Eukaryota; Viridiplantae; Streptophyta; Magnoliopsida; Solanales; Solanaceae
Product: phytyl ester synthase 1, chloroplastic-like
Cellular component (GO): membrane
Source: RefSeq, a predicted model, not a curated record
UUCUGCAUCGAAUUUUGAACUAUUGCAUACGUUCUUACAAAACAAAAGUUGAUUCUUUGUGUUAUUUGUUACUAACUUUGAGUUUGACAAAGUGGUACGCGUUUGAGGUACCGCUACUCUUGCGACAGGUAUAUCUGUUUUAUUCUGGGAGGAAGUAAUCCAUAACCUCAGAGAGAAGACCUAUCUUUUGGAGCCUAUUCAGUACAUGUUCAAAAGUUUGAAUUUUGCAGUUUGUGGUCAUUGAUUGCAGACAUAUUAUGGUUUCUCUUCCGCAAAAUUUCUGGGCAGCCCCUCAUUUUGCUCGUAACCCAGGCUAUAAGCCUCAGUGUAUAUCUCGAAUCACGUGCUUAGCUAGCAGGGACUCCACAUUUUUGCCUUCAGAUUCUGUCAAAGUUAAUGGUGUGUCCUCUAUUGAGGAAAAGGAGAAAAGUAUCCCUAUAGUUGAUGUGCAAAAUGAUCAUUUGGAUAAGAGCAAGGAGGAUGAAAACAAGUUGGAACCGCUUUGGGAUGAUGGAUAUGGAACUCAAACUGUUAAGGAUUAUCUUGAGAUAGGAUUGGAGAUUAUUAAGCCCGAUGGAGGUCCUCCGCGGUGGUUUACUCCCAUAUCAGCUGGUCCUCCUUUGCAAGAAUCUCCUCUCCUGCUUUUUCUGCCUGGAAUGGAUGGCACUGGCAUGGGUCUUGUUUUGCAUGAGAAGGCUCUUGGGAAAGUUUUUCAGAUUUGGUGCUUGCAUAUUCCUGUGUAUGAUCGAACACCGUUUGAUGAACUGGUGAAAUUUGUCGAGAGAACUGUGAGGUUGAAGCAUGCUUCAUCUCCAAACAAGCCAAUAUAUUUAGUUGGAGAUUCAUUUGGAGGGUGCUUGGCUCUUGCUGUUGCUGCUCAUAAUCCUAAGAUUGACCUUGUUCUGAUAUUAGCUAAUCCAGCAACUUCAUUUGGCAAGACACAACUCCAACCUCUGCUUCCUCUUCUAGAGUCUUUGCCUGAUGAAAUUCAUGUUACGGUCCCAUAUCUACUGAGCUUUGUUAUGGGUGAUCCAAUGAAGAUGGCGAUGGUUAACAUUGAUUCCAUGCUUCCUCCUGGACAAAUUAUUCAACGUCUCUCUGACAACCUCACUGGUUUGCUGGCAAACCUCUCUGGCUUAGCUGAUAUCAUACCGAAGGAAACUCUUCUCUGGAAGUUGAAGCUUCUUAGAUCUGCUUCAUCUUAUUCAAAUUCCCGCCUCCAUGCUGUUAAUGCUGAAGUACUUGUGAUUGCUAGUGGCAAGGAUAACAUGCUUCCAAGUGGAGAUGAAGCUCAGAGGCUUGCAAAUUCAUUAAGAAACUGCAAAGUACAAUACUUCAAAGACAAUGGGCAUACUAUUUUAUUGGAAGAUGGUAUUAAUCUGCUAUCCAUCAUCAAAGGUACUAGCAAAUAUCGCCGUUCGAAAAGGCACGAUUAUGUCAUGGAUUUUCUGCCUCCUAGUGAGUCAGAAUUCAAGAACGCCCUCAAGGACAAUAGAUGGUAUCUCAAUUUUACUAGUCCAGUUAUGCUGUCCACAAUGGAAAAUGGGAAAAUUUAUAAGGAGCAAAGGGGUCCCAAGAACAAGGCCCUGUGUUGUUUACCAGUUAUCACAUGGAACCUACAUGGAGUCCACAUCCCAUGCCAUGCAAUUUGUUUCUUGCUUGCAACAAAGUCACAUGUUCUGCUGUAUCCUGGUGGUGCCCGUGAGGCCUUACAUCGUAAGGGAGAAGAGUACAAGGUGAUUUGGCCUGACCAACCAGAAUUCAUCAGAAUGGCUGCAAGAUUUGGUGCGACAAUUGUGCCGUUUGGGGUUGUAGGGGAAGAUGAUAUAGCACAGUUAGUUCUCGACUAUGACGACCUAAAAAAUAUUCCUAUAUUGGGUGAUGGGAUAAGGCGUUAUAACGAACAUGCAGCCAGGAGGGGUUUAACAGUCAGGACGGACAUGGACGGGGAGGUCGCCAACCAAGCACUGUAUCUCCCGGGUGUUUUACCUAAGAUACCAGGUCGUUUUUACUACUUGUUUGGAAAACCUAUUCAUACAAAGGGAAGGAAGGACCUGGUGAAAGACAGAGAGAAAGCAAGAGAAUUGUACUUGCAGGUAAAAUCUGAAGUUCAAAAUAACAUGAAUUAUUUGCUUAAGAAAAGAGAGGAGGAUCCUUACCGAAGCGUCAUUGAUCGGACCGUGCAUAAAGCAUUUUCUGCAACGUUUAAUGAUGUCCCAACAUUUGAUUAUUAGGUGACCAGUUAGAAGUUAGAUUUAUUUUUUGGUAAAUGAUGUAUAUGUAUUCAUGGUUCAAUUAUAUGUUGUAUAAUAAUAUUUUUUGCCACUAGAUAUGUCCGAAUAUGAGCAAGUUCCCCACCAAUAAACUGUGGUUAAAUAUCAAAUCUUUAUGAUAACUUGCAUCAGUGUCUUUGAUGAAGCAGAACCAGUUUUUAGUAUAUGUUGGUCAUAUGAAAGCACAUGCCUUAUACCAUGUGAAAAUGUGUGUGGAUAGAACCAUGCAAUCAGCAGAGUCAACGAUUCACAAAUUUUAGUGCUUCUUGAUCCUGUGGGUCAUCAGAUUAAGUACCACACUUUUUAGAUUAUUAAAUGUUUGAUCCUACUUUAGUU